UACGUUCCGAUAUUACCGUCAGUACUGAAAAUCUACAGUUUACGUUACGUACAUUAUAUUCAGUACUGGCAGUAAUAUGGGAAUAUGGUAUCGAUAUCCAUACGAUAUCGGAUACAUAGUGUCGAUCUUUGCAAUUUCAAGAUAUUUGUCUUAUAUUUGUAAAUAGUGAAACUAGGGUUAGAAAAGAGAGGAUUAAAAAGAAAAAAAGCGUGAGACUGUACGUAUUCCAAAACGAGACGGAUAAAAGAAGAAAAAGAAAUUAUGUCUCUGUUUCCAGCUUAUCCAAGCGAUAAAAAUGUCGAAUCGACAAGUUGCGACAAUACGGAUAAUAUUCCCAUCAAAUGGUUGUCAAAUUCGAGUUUUCCAACACAAGAACCAAUUAAUAGAGAGACUUCUAGCUUGUCUUUAUAUUCUUCAUCUGAUGAAUCUUUACAUGACUUACCUAGUGCAGAAAAACAAGUAAAAUCUGAAACAAUUUUUUUGGAUACAAAGAUAUAUACAAAACAGAAAGAAUCGAAAAUUGACAAAGCGCAAAAGACGAAGAGGAAAAGACGUACACAUGACAGCAAAAGAUAUAAAUCAGAAUAUGAACAAGAUGUUAAGAAUGUAUAUUUUGAAGACAAGUAUAGAGAUAAAGGAAAUAAUAAUAUAAAUACAAUCUGUGCUAGAGCAAGGCCAGCUUAUGAAAUUAGUGAAAAAUUUAUUGGUUUUAUUAAGCAUAAGCAACCAAAAAAGAAUAUAUUUCACAGAUAUUAUGUCAAAAAUAUUGAUUCUAUAGAAUCAUUAAAAAAAAAGGAUACAGUUAUCACAAGAACGAUCAAAAAGGAAACUUCAAUUCAAGUUGAAGAAGUAAAUGAAAAUGUAUCUUCUUGGUGCAAGAACUUAGAAGAGGAACAAAAGUGUAAAAUUCGGGAAUAUAAUGAACAACUGGCAGAAGAUCCACAUAAUGUUGAACUUUGGUUACAAUAUAUCAACUUUCAGGAUAUUCUGGUUUAUUAUCAAAGACACCAAUUAGCCAAAGAUAUACAUCGAUCUACAGUGCUGAAAAAGUUAUCUAUUGUUGAGAAAGCACUUGAAAAGAACAUAGACUCCAAGGAAUUAUUAAAAUUAAAAUUACGUUUCAUGACAGAGUUAACACCUUCUGAUGAACUGUCAAAUCAACUGGAGGCAUUAGUCAAUAAGGAUUCAGGAAACAUUGUAUUGUGGCAACACUUUAUUAUGGUUACACAAGCUUCAGUAGCAAUGUGUACUGUACCACGAGUAUUAGAUUUGUAUUCAAAAUGUUUUUGCAUUUUGAGACAGCGCGCGAGAACAAAUCCUUCUAUCUACGACGCACAACUGUUAUAUAUGCUAUAUCAAUGUUUAACUUUCUUAAGGCAUACAGGAUUAUGGGAACAAAUGUGGGAAACAAUACGUCUAAACCUGAACUUAAAUCUGAACUUAAAUAAAACUAGUUUAUCCUUUCGUGGAUCCAUAGAUGAAAAGAAAUUAAUUGGAAUGGAAGAAAUGAUAUUGAUGUCACGGCUACCACUUAAUCAAUUAUGGCAAAGGACAGAAUCAUUACGAGAGAAUUGCCACUGGAUUAGUGUCAGUAGAGACGAGUUAGAAUUGGUUGGAGACUCUCGAAGAUUUAUUUUACCUGAAGAUGUAGCAGAUUUUGUACAUCCAAUUCUCUCUCGUAAUUCGAAUUUUCAAAUGGCUAUUUAUUCUCUUUUGUGCCUGAAAGUACCACUUCUACCUUGUCGUGACUAUUAUAUAAAUGAUUUAAUAUUGAAAGAUUUUAAUUGGGGAGUAGACUCUUUGGAAGUAUUGCUUCCAUUUAUGUAUCCUAUGGCAGGUGAAAUGGCUGGUCACGACCAAAGAAAAGAAUUAUUGAAGGAUAUUCUUGAAGGUCGUUUAACAUCAGGUCCCCAAUAUCUCAAGUUUCAUCCAGCGCAAGAACCAUAUCUGGAUUUUGUACGUAAAAUAUUCCAUACAAUCGCGGAAAGUUUACCCUCGCUCCAACGAACGAGUAUAUAUGUUUGGUGGUUGCGAUUGGAAAGGCUACUAGUUUCUCUCAACAAAGAUGAACCUUUAAAACAUGACAAUAAAGGAAAAAAACUGAGAACAACAUUGAAAGAGUUUCUAAAAAAAGACGAAAACAGAAAUAAUUUAUAUUUCUACAAGGAAUAUGCCUUAAUAGAGUUGGAAAUGGGCAGAUUCAGUAAUUGCAUGAAUAUCCUUGAGACUGCCAUUCAAUCUCAAGGCACAUGCCCUUCUACAAUUACUAACAAGUGUGAAAGAGCAGCGCUUUUUAACGUGUACAGAACAUUUAUCGAGACCUUACUCGAUAUUAGAACAUACAACGAAUCGCAUAGGCAAUGGGUAUUAAGAGUCUUUGGUCAAAUGAUACCUAGCAAAAACCUAGAAAAUCAAGACUCGUUGAUAGAAGCAUAUUUACAUUCAUGUGUACAAGACUUUUUGCAAGCUUCUCCUGAUGAGAUUGAAAAGGAUACUUUUUUUCUAUCAAACUUACAAUGCGACGCGAUUGUAUGUUAUACUUACUUUCUAUACAUUAAAAAUGAUGAUAUUCAAAGUGUUAUCAAGAUAUUGAGAAACUGUAUCGAUCAUUCCAAGGAUUAUCCUUAUUUACAGGAAAUGUUAUACGAAAGUCAAAUUGCAAUUUUGCAAUUACAUUAUGAACGGACUCAGAUGUUGGAGACUGUGUUGAAAGAGACUCUAAGUAGAGUUUUAAAUAUAUAUCCAAAUAACUUUUAUGCUCUUUCUGUAUUUGCUGGCAUAGAGAGUGAAUUACCGACCUGGAGAUUUAAUAGUAGAAGCUCUGAAAUGAAAUUGUGGCGAGCCUUUGCGAUGUGUCUAGCCGCUCGCAGACGUAUUGGUCUUUUAAUGAAACUUGAUCAUCCCGAUGCAGUAAAUGCUGCAUUGAAUAAGCUAUUAUCGUUUCAUUUAACACUUUCUAAGAUACCAUCAAUCAGAUGUUGCCCGUUAUUGUGGAGACUGUAUAUGUUCUUACUUCGAGAACAUAAUUUGUGUGAGAAAAAGGGGGAAGAAAUUUAUCAUGAGAGCGUCACGCAGUGUCCAUGGGCAAGAAGCAUUUACAUAGAUGCAGCUGAAGUAGCACCUCAACUUCUUACACAGAUCCAAGAUUUGAUACGCGAGAAAGAAUUAAGACUGCAUGUCACACCUGAAGAAUUGGAUAUUCUGCGUGGAUAAUUUAAUUAUUUAAUAGCUAGAAGAAAAGGUAUAUAUAAAAAAAAAUAUAAUACUUACUAUUUUAUAUAAAUUUCUUAUUACAAUAAGUUUAUUAUUUAUAAAAGUAUUGCAAUUGUAAACUUGUACAGUACAUAAAUUAAAAAUAUUUGAGAAUAGUGAAUGUAUAUAUAUAUAAAUAAAUCUUAUAUUUUGCAAUAUACAAAAUAAGAAUCACAAUAAAAUAUAAAGUGCAAUUUGAUUCACUACUCCACAUAUAAAAACAAAAUAUUGUCAUAUUUAGAAUGUUAUAUAU
Molecule: messenger RNA, 3505 nt
Organism: Formica exsecta
Lineage: Eukaryota; Metazoa; Arthropoda; Insecta; Hymenoptera; Formicidae
Product: protein NRDE2 homolog
Exons: 10
Coding region: 262-3213 (983 amino acids)
Biological process (GO): negative regulation of RNA catabolic process; regulatory ncRNA-mediated post-transcriptional gene silencing
Cellular component (GO): catalytic step 2 spliceosome
Molecular function (GO): protein binding
Source: RefSeq, a predicted model, not a curated record